CGGCUUCAUCAUCCCUGCAUCGAAAUUACGCCGGCAUAUAACAAUUUUACAUCAAUAUAACAUUCUCAGAAAAUGGUAGCAAAACAAAGGAUCCGUAUGGCAAAUGAAAAGCACAGCAAAAACAUCACGCAGAGAGGCAACGUUGCAAAGACCCUGCGACCUCAGGAAGAGAAGUACCCCGUGGGGCCGUGGCUCCUGGCUCUGUUCGUCUUCGUCGUCUGUGGAUCUGAUCAUCCAGAGCAUCAGGAUGGGAAUGUGAUCCAGAGGUCCCACAGACUCUCCCCUCUCUCCCCACACCCGCUCAUCAGACCUGAGGCUGCUCGCCACCCUACGUACCUCCCUAACACCUCCAGGAGGCCUGGAGGUCCGGACAGCUCUGUGUCCAUCAGGGAAGGCCUGAGAGAUGAGUGGACCACCCCCCUUCCCCCCUCGAUUUUUCUCAAUCACAUGUUUACAGAGUUCCAGGCUGUGGAGAUGAGAGCUUUUCUACUGACAGUCUAAACCACAACCAAUGGCUGGCUCAAUCUCGUACAGAGUGUUUUACACCUGCUCAUAUGUGUGAGUGUGAGACUGUGAGUGAAUGUGUAUGUGUGUGCAGUCACUGAUGUGACUGGCUGCUGUGCAAUACUGCUGUGUUUCUAUAUACACUCACCGGACAGUUUAUUAGGUACACCACCUUGUUCACAAAAAUGAUUCGCUCCUACUGACAGUGACCAUGGCUUGCUAUAUAAAGCAGGCAGACAGGAAUCUAGACAUUCAGUUACUGUUCAAUUGAACGUUAGAAUGAGCAAAACAAUUGACCUAAGUGACUUUAAGCGAGGUAUGAUUGUCGGUGCCAGGCGCGCCGGAUCCAGUAUUUCAAAUGGCCGCCCUCCUGGGCUUUCAUGCAUGACAGUGUCUAGGGUUUACCGAGAAUGGUGCGACAAACAAGAAACAUUCAGUCAGUGCUGGUGAAAACAGCUAGCUGAUGAGGGAGGCUGUAGGAGAAUGGCACAAAUUGUGCAAGCUAACAGGCAGGCCACAAACAGACAAAUAAUGGCACAGUAUAACAGUGGUGUGCAGAACGGCAUCACGGAAGACACAACUCGUCGAUCCUUGUCACGGAUGGGCUAUUGCAGCAGACGACCAAACUGGGUUCCACUCCUAUCAGCUAAAAACAUUAAGAAACGUCUCCAGUGGACAUGCGAUCACCAACACUGAACAAUUGAGGAGUGGAAAAACAUUGUCUGGAACAUGACAGUGAGUUCAGUUUACUUGAUUGGCCUGCGCAGUCCCCAGACCUCAACCCAAUAAGAGCAUCUUUGGAUAAGAUGGAACGGGGUUCCGAUCCAGUACUAGAUGGAAGUACUUAAUAAACAGGCCGGUGAGUGUAUAUCUGUGUUGUGUGAGAACCUUUUUCAAAUAAAUGUGACUCAUUUGGGA
Messenger RNA from Oncorhynchus mykiss (rainbow trout), 1422 nucleotides. Lineage: Eukaryota; Metazoa; Chordata; Actinopteri; Salmoniformes; Salmonidae. The record is from RefSeq and is a predicted model, not a curated record.